AUGGUGCUGCGCCAAUCGACGCGUGACGAUGAGGCAUUUCAUUCGCGCUAUGACGAAGAAACCGAAGAAGAAGAAGAGGAAGAAGAAGAAGAAGAAGAAGAAGAAGAAGAAGAAGAAGAUUUCGUUUUAGUCGGAUAUCGACCAACGAGAGGAAAAGGAAAAUCUUCGUCGUUGGUUUUUGAACAAGAAAAAGAAGAAGAAGAAGAAGAAGGCACAGCAGAACACUCAUCGACUCCAAUCAGGAAAAGAGGAGGUUCAGUCGUGCUAUCGGCACCGAGCAUUGACGAUGAUUUUGACCUCGAGCUUUCCAAGUUUAAACGACUCGUCGAAACGAUAUCGCCAACGCCAGGAAUCGAUGCGUUGCGAGAAGAAUUCGAAAAAAAUACAUCCUUGCAAGCGGUUGAAAACGCAAAAAUAGAAACAGAGGAAAGGGCGCGCUUGCGGAAAAGUCGAGUGCAACUCGCCGCGCAACGUCGCAUGCAACGCUUAGAGGAAGAGUUACGGUUGACUCUAGUCGAAGAAUCAGCCUCUCGCGACGGUGCAAUGCUGAAAAUAGCAUCGUUUCAAAACGCGCUCUCGCUGCGAGACGUUUCAGAUGCGAGCGUCACGAAUAAAGCGACCGAAGCUCGAUUGAAUCGCGUCGAAAAGGAACGCAAAGAGAAUCUCGAAAAUAUUUCACAAUUAGUACAGGAUGCGAAAACCAUGGCGCAGAAACAGCGCGAGGAAAAGGAGAAGCAGAAAAAAAUUGAAGCCGAGAAGAAACUCGAAGAAGAGAAACGCGACAAGGAGAUUCAAAAACAAAAAGAGAAAAUGAAACAGGAGGAAGAGGCGCGAGCGUUGGCAGAAGCAAAGCAGCGAGAAGCUGAGAAAAUCCCCGCGGUAUACGUCACUGCAGAAGCUUUAGAAGCGGAAAAGAGAUCGCUUCAAGUACUGCACGCGGCUCGCGAACGCGUCGCCGCGUAUUCAGCCUCUCCAGAGGCAAAAAGAGAACGACGCACAAUUAUUCAACGUUUGACCAUACACGUUCAGCAAGUGGCGUGUACGAAAGACCAAGUCGUGAAGAAAGCGGACGAUAUCAUCCGUGAGUUCUUAACGCCGGCAACACCUGAGCACAUUCGGACGUACGCGAUGAUUACGCUCUCCAAGAAAAUUUUAGCCCAGUGCGACGUUCAAGUUGCAAAGCUCAAUCGUUACGCGUUCGCGUUGGCAGAAGUGCUCGCGAGAUGUGCGGCGCACAUUCCCGAACUCUCGGAGAUUUUUGUUGCGUUGCUCCGCGACGCGUGUCCCCUCGCGGUGCCGAAAUAUUAUCCAUUCCUAAAGAGUAAGUAUGCGGAAGAAAAAGAAUAUUUCAAAAUAUGUGGAUACGCGCCGAGCGAGGACGACGCGAACGCGUUUGAAAGUUCUGAUUCGUACGCUAAUCGCAUUUCCGGAUACAUGCUCUUGUAUGGAGCGUACGUGCAAGUUUCUCCGGUAGUUGUGCAGAAUCAUCCGCACAGCAUCGACCAAGCCUGGGCUUGGUUUUCUCGCCUGUUGAACAAGUGCCCUCCCAAUCGACAAACAGCGGUUGCUUUGGAAAGUUUCCUAAAACACGCAGGUUACGAGUUCGUGAAAACGUAUAGAAACCAAGGCGUGAAGCUCUUGUUAGUAAUUGCGCAGCAAUGGAUCCCGAAAUUAGAAAGUGCGCGCGAUCCGGACGCGGUUCCUGUCAUUUCUCGUUUGCGGACGUAUCUUAACGAGCGCAAGUUUGAAAUCCUUCCGGAGGGCUCUAAUAUGCCUAAGACGGACACGUCUUCGCUGACGAUUUAG
Bathycoccus prasinos is the source of this 1806-nucleotide messenger RNA. RefSeq lists its product with no specific name. Gene Ontology annotation, biological process: regulation of translational termination; regulation of translational initiation; poly(A)+ mRNA export from nucleus. The transcript has a single exon. Gene Ontology annotation, cellular component: nuclear pore cytoplasmic filaments; nuclear pore; cytoplasm. The record is from RefSeq and is a predicted model, not a curated record. NCBI's taxonomy places the organism in Eukaryota, Viridiplantae, Chlorophyta, Mamiellophyceae, Mamiellales, Bathycoccaceae. Bases 1 to 1806 code for a protein of 601 amino acids. Gene Ontology annotation, molecular function: inositol hexakisphosphate binding; translation initiation factor binding; phospholipid binding.